AUGACGCCCUUUCAGCCUUAUAGUGGAUCGAAACGAAAGCUCGUCCUCGGCAUCGACAUUGGAACCACAUUUUCCGGCGUUGCGUACGCCCUCCUCGAUCCGGGACAGAUCCCCCAAAUCCACAGCGUCGCUCGCUUUCCCGGUCAAGAGAACGCGGCAGGGGAUCUGAAGAUUCCAUCAAUGCUGUACUACAAUCCAGACGGGACAGUGGCCCGUGCCGGUGCUGAAGCCAUGUUGCCGGGAAUGGACCUCGAGGCCGAGGACAAGGGACUUUUCCUUGUGACCUGGUUCAAACUCCAUCUGCGGCCUCAGCGCCUUGAAUUGAGGGAGCUUAAGAAGUCGGACCUCCCGCCUCUGCCUCCAGGAAAGACCGUGGUGGCUGUCUUCGCCGACUUCCUGGCAUACAUAUUCUUUUGCGCGCGCAAGUACAUCAGCGAGACGCAUGCUAACGGAGAAAUUAUGUGGGCCUCUCUCGAAAACGAUAUCGAGAUCGUUCUGUCCCACCCAAAUGGGUGGGAAGGGGCACAACAGAGCAAGAUGCGCCAGGCCGCCUACAUGGCGAGCCUGAUCCCGAACACGCCAGAAGGUCAUUCCCGCGUACACUUCAUCACCGAGGGCGAAGCGAGCUUGAACUUCUGCGUGAAAAAUGGGUUGACGGACGAGAUUAUGCGAGACGGCGAAAGUGUUGCAAUUAUCGACGCAGGCGGUGGAACAAUCGACAUCAGCAGCUACAGCUUUGUUUCUGUGUCACCCUUCGUCGUUGAGGAGGCAACCACUGCAGACUGUAUCUUGCAAGGGUCUACUCGUGUGAACUUGCGAGCCGAAAGCCAUAUCAGAGGGCUGCUGAAGAACUCUAAGUUCGAUACCAACGAGGACAUAAAAUUUAUUCUAGACUACUUCGACAAAAAUACGAAACCGGUUUUCAAGGGCGAAGGGGAGCCAUACUACAUCAAAUUUGGCUCAAUGGACUGCAACGACGCCAAGUUGAAGAUCCGGCGUGGCCAGUUGAUGCUUACCGGCAAUGAGAUGCUGCUAUUCUUUCAGCCAUCAAUCAAUGCAAUCCUUAAGGCCGUCAAAAAGCAGCAUCGGGGAGCGGCGAAGAAGUUCAAGACCGUUUUAUUAGUGGGGGGCUUCGCGGCCAGUCCGUGCUUGUACUCGGCAUUGAAGUCCGGACUAGAGCGCCUUGGGCUCUCGCUGUGCCGUCCUGACUCUCACACCAACAAAGCAGUCUCCCACGGCGCGGUUUCCUUCUUCCUGCAGUCCCUGGUCGCAGCGCGGGUCAUGAAGGCGACGGUCGGGACCCGGGUAAGUGUCUCUUUCGUCCCCGAAGAUGCCGAGCACGCCGCGCGCAUCGCGAACACCUGGAGGCAUCCGUCGGGGUGCAUCAUGGUCCGGAAGGGGUUUUCCCCUCCCCGUUAUACACAGGGACAGAGCAUGCGCGAGGCGGAAGAGGUGUUCCAGUCGUACCAGCAGUCGUCGUUCGACGCGAGCACCCUGGACAGCAUCACGUGCAAAGUGCUGUGCUAUCAGGGGAUGAAGGCGAAGCCACGCUGGACGGACACCGAGCCCAAGCUCUUCGUACACCUCUGCUCUGUCCACGCGGACACGUCGAAAGUCACACAACGUCCGAUGCAAGGCCCCAAGGGCACGUACUACGAGCAAGAGUACGAUGUUAUCCUCCUCUGCGGGCUCACCGAGCUGCAGGCGCAGAUCAGGUGGAUGGAGAACGUGAGUAUUUACUCUCUGUUGAACUCUGCGUCUGCCCUCACACGUAUCAUCGGGCUCUCGCCAUGCUUGCAGGGCGUGGAAAGGCGGUGGGUGACUCGUGUGCGUCCAUGCUUCGCUGACUAA
This is a messenger RNA of Epithele typhae, 1851 nucleotides long. RefSeq lists its product as uncharacterized. The transcript has 11 exons. Bases 1 to 1851 code for a protein of 616 amino acids. The record is from RefSeq and is a predicted model, not a curated record. Lineage: Eukaryota; Fungi; Basidiomycota; Agaricomycetes; Polyporales; Epitheliaceae.